Messenger RNA from Acanthoscelides obtectus, 252 nucleotides. The record is from the annotation of a GenBank genome assembly. NCBI's taxonomy places the organism in Eukaryota, Metazoa, Arthropoda, Insecta, Coleoptera, Chrysomelidae.
AUGAAAAGGUUCUCAAACUGUAAACCAGACAAGAGAGUAUUAGCAAAGGCGACUUCCGCUGCAUUACUUGCUGCCCGGAAGCAUAUCAGAUCCAUCGGUGGAAAACGGCUGAUUCAGCUUCCACGAGUUAUACCUAUUCCCAAGGUUGGAGGCGUCAUUCCUUUGAUACCAAUUUUUGCCGGUCUUUCAGCAUUAGGUAGUCUAGCUGGGGGUAUUGCCAACAUAACAAGAGCUGCUAAAACAGCUAGUUAA